Messenger RNA from Papilio polytes (common Mormon), 1474 nucleotides. It is a transcript of the gene Fkbp14, whose product is annotated as FK506-binding protein 2. The record is from RefSeq and is a predicted model, not a curated record. The coding region runs from base 82 to 786 and encodes 234 amino acids. Gene Ontology annotation, molecular function: peptidyl-prolyl cis-trans isomerase activity; calcium ion binding. NCBI's taxonomy places the organism in Eukaryota, Metazoa, Arthropoda, Insecta, Lepidoptera, Papilionidae. The transcript is spliced from 4 exons.
AAACCAGCUCAGUUGCUUUGCACCGGUCGUGGGGAGCGGACGUCUAUUUCAGCCAAAGCGAUAACUUUCCGUAACUUCAAGAUGCGCUGCGUGUUCGUGCUGUUAGCACUGGCUGGGGCUACGUUCGCGGCUACCGAGCCCGAAUUUAAGAUAGACGUAACAAGCCUUCCCGAAGAAUGCACGACCAAGUCCAAACAUGGCGACAUGCUGACCAUGCACUAUACCGGAACACUUGAAAACGGCCACAAGUUUGACGCGAGCUAUGACCGUGACCAACCGUUCACAUUCCAACUUGGCGUGGGUCAGGUGAUCAAGGGAUGGGACCAGGGAUUGACUGACAUGUGUGUCGGAGAAAAGCGUAAACUGACCAUCCCAUCGUCCCUCGGCUACGGCGAACGUGGGGCCGGUAACGUGAUCCCCCCUCACGCCACUCUCUACUUCGAAGUUGAGCUGAUCCACAUUGGCGAUUCCCCACCAACCACCAACGUGUUCAAGGAAAUUGACGGCGACAAGGAUAACAUGUUGUCCCGCGAAGAAGUGAGUAUAGAAUUAGCGUUUCAAGCAAUGGACUCUGACGGCGACAAAGAACUAUCGCGCGAGGAGGUAAGCGAAUACUUGAAGAAACAGAUGGUGCCCGCCGAUGGCGCGGAGAUGAGCGAGGAUAUCAAACAGAUGCUCGAGAGCCACGACAAGCUUGUUGAGGAGAUCUUCCAACACGAGGACAAGGACAAGAAUGGCUUCAUCAGCCAUGAAGAGUUCUCUGGACCAAAGCACGACGAGCUAUAAACAUUGUCGUUAGAAUUAGCCGCUUCCUUACUCAAUAUUAUUCUAAUUGGAUGCGGAAUAUAAGACUUUUAAUAAUAAUAAUCGAUUUUAAAAAUUCCAAUUUUUUUAAACAUUCGUUUUUAUAUAUAAUUUCGUUAUCAUUUUAUAAUUUAGUUAAUUAAAAAAAUUAGUACGUUUAUGUUAUUUUUAUACAGAUGUGUGUUUAAUAAAAAAAAUAUUUGUUGAUACGAUUGUACUUAGUUUCUCUAAGUUGUUGGUGUAUCUAUGAGUUCGUUAUAAUUUAGGUUAGAGUCUGUAUGUUUUUCUGAUUACAUUUAUACAUAUCUAUAAUAUACUAUGACUUAUUGGGAUAUAUAACCUUUAACGAUAUAAGCUGUUAAGCAUAAGUAUCUCAUUCAUCUGACUUUCGGAAUCUGUUUACAAUCUUAAUUCGUACCAAAACGUCUUUAUAAUAAAUCCAUUUAUCGGCGCCAUAUUGGAUUAAGUAAGACUGAAUCAAUAUUAUGUAACAUUAAGAUGGAUUGUCAAGUUGCCAAAAUCUCACUUCAAUGGAAUUAAUAUAAUAACAAUGCAUUUACUGAUCUGUAAUAAAAAUGUAUCGCUGGUUUAAAAUGCAUUUCAUGUAUGAAUUCAAUAAUCAAAUCAAAUUAAAAUCAUUACAGUAUAUCAAUAAACUUAUUGCCUAAAA